AUGGUUUGGUGGGGUGUUUCAUGGCAUGGUGUUACAGAGAUCCAUUUCUGUGAGAAAGGGGUUAUAACUGGGGCUCGUGUUUAUCAGACAACUGUCUUAGACCCUAUAUUAAGGCAUCUUAAUAGUACAUUGUUCAAAGGAAUCGAUUGGGUAUUUCAACAGUAUGCGGCACCUGGCCAUAAGGUAAAAACGACACAACAUUGGCUUGAAAACAGUGUUCCAAAUUUCAUUAAGGCAUCUGAUUGGCCUUCCGAAAGCCCGGACAUAAGCCCACUUGAUUGUGGUUUAUGGAGCAUUUUAGAGUAG
Macrosiphum euphorbiae (potato aphid) is the source of this 306-nucleotide messenger RNA. The record is from the annotation of a GenBank genome assembly. Lineage: Eukaryota; Metazoa; Arthropoda; Insecta; Hemiptera; Aphididae.